AAGUAAACAAAGUGGUGGUCAUGCCAAUGUUUAAAUGUUUCCUCAUCUUAAUUACAUUUAAUUAGUUAAUUAGUUACUUGGAAUUUUGUCAAUUGUUUCAAUUUUUUCCAUCUUUUCUAAUCUUGUUAAUUGUUAUUAUUUUGAGUAAUUAAUUCUUUUCACGAAAAGUAUGGAUGAUCUUAGUUUAGCGAAGCAAAAUCUUUUCGAUUGUCUUGGUUCCAAUUUUAAAUGUUACCUAAGUCUUUUGAGAUCUUGGUUCCGGAAUAAUAUAAGCAAAGAUGAAUUUGACUUUGAAGCUCGAAAACUUUUCAAUAAUUCUAAUAUUUCCAAGCAUAAUGCAUUCCUUUUGGCUUUAUUUAGUCGAUGUCAAGAUCUUUCAUCUCUUGAAAGUCAAUCUGAUCGUAAAACAAAACUAGAUGAAAACGAUAGAAGUGCUAAAAAUCGACCAUUAAAAAAGUCUCGACCCAAUUUUAAGAUUAGUUAUGAUAAACGAUUUGUACCAAUUGAUCCUUCUCUUUACUCACCGGUUCCGACAAAAAAGUCACGUAAACAUGAAGCCGAAAGACGAGAAGUGUUAUCAAAAGUAGCAUUCAGUUUAUCUGAAGGAUCUUUACCAGAUCAUUUUAUGGCCAAUUUAAGGAUGCUCGUUAUUGUCUGGGAAUCUGGUUUAGACAAUUUAUCCAAUGAUGCAGUUUCCAUGUUAAAUUUAGCUCUGAGAGAUUUCAUUAAAAACAUUCUAAUGUACGUGUUAACCUUUAAAUCAUCUUUCCGCAGUUAUGAUAAAGGACAAGUACGAUACUCUGUUGGUGCACCAAUGAUCAAUCCAUAUCUGAAAAACUCUCAUACCCUUUGUAAAUAUCCUCAAGAUAUUCAUUCAUCAAUUGUUAAUAAUUCAGGUGAUCAAAUACCCGCUAUCUUACCAACCAGUGAAACCGCUGAACAUGAUGCUAUCUUUCAAAUAGCCUGUUCCAAAUUACCCACCGAGGAUUAUGAGACAUCUAAUUGUGACUCAGGUCUAAUCAAUUUAUGGCAAGUUUUUCACGCCCUUCGAUUACAUAAAUCAGCAAUACCCUCACACUCGGUGUACACAAUAAACAUGGAAAAGAUAAUCACUCGCCUAUCUCACCCAACCUCUUCAACUGAAGAUUAUUGAUUCGAAACAUAAUCGUUACUUCAUCACCAUCACCAUCACCAUCAUCAUCAUCAUCAUCAUCAUCAUUUAUUGUUUUCUUGUUAAAUUCUGCAUCCUAAAUAUACAUCUCACGUUUAUUGUAUUUACACCUCAACCCAAAUUCACCAUGAAAAGUCAAUCAGACAUCAAGCAUAAUAACGAUGAAGAGUAACACAAAACUCAUUUAGAAAAUCAAUUUGGACAUCAUCUCAUCUAAUGUAAGUGAACAAUUAAAACUAAACAAAAAGUGUAAUAUUUUUACAAUUUAAAUAAUGUAAAUUAUAUCCAACCUAACCAAUAAGAUGUAAUAAAAAAUUAGCCUGAAUGGUAAAGAAGUUACUAUUAAUAUGAAUAAAUUACUACAUGUUAACCAAAAACAA
Messenger RNA from Panonychus citri (citrus red mite), 1551 nucleotides. Its product is annotated as transcriptional adapter 1-like. The record is from RefSeq and is a predicted model, not a curated record. Gene Ontology annotation, biological process: regulation of transcription by RNA polymerase II. The transcript is spliced from 3 exons. Lineage: Eukaryota; Metazoa; Arthropoda; Arachnida; Trombidiformes; Tetranychidae. The coding region runs from base 170 to 1153 and encodes 327 amino acids. Gene Ontology annotation, molecular function: transcription coactivator activity. Gene Ontology annotation, cellular component: SAGA complex.